CUUAUACUACUCAUUUUUCCCUCCCCAUUCUUUUUCCCUCCCUUUGCCAUUCCAACACUUUCUUCGUAAAACUCGGUCGGAAGUCUUGAAAUUUCCCGGCGGUCUUUCUACCGGCAGCAACUGACGGGGGUUAUUCGCUUCGCGAAAGUCUAAAAACUGGCAAAAAGAACCUUUUGAAAUUUCCUUCUCAUUCUCUUGCUAGGUAGCUGUCUGAUUAAGGCUAUUGAUUUCUCUGACCCAUUUUUUCAAACAGAGUUCGUUCGAAAAGUACUUCAGAUUUCAGAUCUCAACUGUUGCGAGUAGAUGCGGAGAAUCAAGGAUAAAUUAUCAACAAGGUUAAUGAAUAUCUGUGUGGCAUCUCUUUGUAAAGCCAAACAAUUGGAGAAAGCUGAAGUUGUUAUAGUUGAUGGCAUAAGAAUUGGAUUACAACCAGAUGUUGUCACUUACAACACAUUGAUUGCUGCAUAUUGCCGCUUUGUUGGCAUAGAUGCUGGUUAUUCCAUCCUUCAUCUUAUGAAGGACGCUGGAAUUAACCCUGAUGUUAUUACCUAUAACUCUUUGAUUGCAGGAGCCACCAGAUAUUCCCUGUUAUCUAAAUGUCUCGACCUGUUUGAUGAAAUGCUUGAGAUGAGUAUUCUUCCUGAUAUUUGGAGUUACAACACAUUAAUGGACUGUUUCUUUAAAUUUGGAAAGCCAGACGAAGCGUACAGGGUUUUUCAAGAUAUUCUUUUGAAAGAUAUAUCUGUUCAUUCAGCAACGUUCAAUAUUUUAAUUAAUGGACUGUGUAUGAAUGGAUAUACUGAGAAUGCCCUAAUGUUAUUUAGGAGUUUAAAGCGUCAUGGAUUUAUCCCUCAGUUAGUAACUUACAACAUUCUAAUUCAUGGGUUGUGCAAGUCGGGACGAGGAAAAGUUGCAAGAGAGUUCCUCAACGAAUUGGUAGAAUCAGGUCAUAUACCGAAUGCUAUCACUUAUACGACAGUAAUGAAAUGUUGCUUCAAAUAUAGACAAUUUGAAGAAGGCCUUAAAAUCUUUGCAGAGAUGAGAAAUAAAGGAUAUACAUUUGAUGCAUUUGCUUACUGUACAGUCGCAGGUAUGUUAGUGAAAACUGGGAGGAUAACUGAGGCCAAUGAGUACCUGGGAUAUAUUAUUACAAGUGGCUUUAGCCUUGAUAUUGUGUCUUUUAAUACCAUUUUUCACCUAUAUUGUAAGGAAGGUCAGCUGGAUAAUGCUUAUAAGUUAUUAUACGAGGCAGAAAUUGGAGGCUUGGAACCUGACAAGUACACCCAUGCUAUCUUGAUUGAUGGUUUGUGCAGGACUGGUAAUUUCCAAGAGGCCCAGCAACAAUUGAACCGUAUGAGUGUGACGGGUUUUGAUUUUAACUUGGUUGCGUGGAAUUCUUUUAUCAAUGGGUUGUGUAAAACUGGUCAAUUGGAUUAUGCUAUGCAAAUAUUGGAAUCAAUGGAUACGAAAGAUUCUGUUACUUACUCUACCAUAGUCCGUGGUCUUUGCAAAGCUAGGAUGUUUCGUGCAGCAUCUAAGUUACUACUAUCGUGUAUUAGAGGUGGCAUGAGAAUUCUUAAAUCAGAUAAACGAAUUGUUAUUGAUGGUCUUCGUAGUUGUGGACUUACGCAUGAAGCAAGGAAGGUCCAGUCUAAAAUUCAACAGGCUAAGCUUCUGCAUUAUUGAUAAAGAAUGGUGCUCAACUCUGCCACUGAAGUUUUAACCUUAUUUAUUGGUUAAGGUUUUGCAUUAUAACGAUUUUGUGGAAGUUGAAAUUUAAGGGAUAAUGCAACUGAGAAUACAAUCUAUGUUAACUAGUUUUAAGUGGGUAGAAGUAUUCACUCCUCUUGCAAGAGGCAAAGACAUGACACACUGUCAGUUUUGAGCAGACAAAUGAUAGCUUUUGGAGAUUCUCUUCCAGAUGUGGAUGGAUCAAGCAUAAAAUCUAUUUGCUCAGCUUACAAGGCACAAUUGCUCUAUCUCCCAGUGAAUAACUUCCAACUGGAGCUUCACAAUCUAGUAUGAGUUCAUUUAUGCAUAUCAAGCUUGCUUGCUGUAGAAGAAAUGUUGACAAUUCAGGUGAUGGUGCAACUAACAUCUGUCCAGGCACGUGCAUCUUCCAAGACAUUGUUCCGGGGAAAGUUGGUAUGAAAUUUUCUACCGUUGUGGAAAAUGAAGAAUUAUGCAUAUCAGCACUUCAUGAGUCAAGUGUUCGCACAUAUUGACAAGGAGGAGGUAUCCAUAUGAUUGUGUUGUGGAUUACGAGACAACAUAAACUUGCCCAUUAUAUCUAGUUUGAUACAUAGAGGGAGUCAUUUCCGGUUGGAAUUGAGCUCUGUAGUGCCUUUGUUUUUCUUCCGUUCUUUGCUUAGUUAAGCAUGGCCAGGCACUCCAGAUUUCAGAUAUAAUUAUUUCACUGGUAACAGCCGUUGCUGUUGGAACUUAUAUUCUGAAGGUCAUCCUUUUGGUUCGUGCAGGAUUUUCGUUUAGUUUGACAUGAAUAAUGAAUGCAUCUGAAGAAUCAGAACUGGUGUACUGUUUUGUCACUGGUGACUUUGAGAGACCCCUAAGUGGAUGAGGAAUCCGCUCAUGUUCAGUCCCUUUUAGUAUGUUUCCAGCUUAGAGCUUGAUUUGAUUUCUUGCAUGUGACGUGUUCUCUCCUAACUUGGAUCUUGGAAAAUCUUACCAAGAGAAAAUCUGCUUUAGAAAUCUGAAAGGAUGACAGGUUCAAGUCCCAAUACUAGUGUGUACUGGUGAGAGUUGGCAGAUAUCAUAGAAAAUGGAAUAAUCAAGAUGCGCAUAAGCAGAUCAUAAGUUGGAUCUUAUCAAACGUUAAAGAUUAAUGAGUGGUGGAUUGCAAAAGAAAUGGAUAGAUCAAUGAAGAGUGACAUCAACUAUUGAGCAAGCAGAGAAAAUGGUAAGAAAAAAAGGCAGAGAGGGUCCAUGGCCGAGGAAAUGGAAAGGUAUUUUGUCAGAAUGCGGAAACAAGAGUCAUGUAAAAUAGUAUUUGUUCAUCGUGACAUGUCGACGUGCCACCGCUAUGGCUUUAGGUAUGGAAGGCGACUGAUUACUCUACGCAUUAUUAUUGUGCUGUGCAAUAUACAAUGGGUGAUUGUGGUGGUCCAUUACUUUUCCCCUUUUCCUUACAAUUGCCUUUCCCUUUUCCUUUAUUUUCUCUCUUCUUAAUCUUUGUAUAUUCAUAUUCAUAUCUUCGGGGAACUAAAGCUCUGUCAUGUUAUAUAAUC
Messenger RNA from Solanum dulcamara, 3245 nucleotides. RefSeq names its product putative pentatricopeptide repeat-containing protein At4g17915. The transcript is spliced from 4 exons. Gene Ontology annotation, molecular function: protein binding. The record is from RefSeq and is a predicted model, not a curated record. Lineage: Eukaryota; Viridiplantae; Streptophyta; Magnoliopsida; Solanales; Solanaceae. Bases 304 to 1686 code for a protein of 460 amino acids.